UCCACUCAAUCCAAUUAAGGCGGACUUCAGGCACUCUCUUACGUGUUCACCCAACAAGAUCGACGCUGAGACAACACUACCAGAGCUUUGGCAAAACCCUUUUUUUGCCUGCCUUCUACAUUUUCCCUCUCCAGGCACAAAACAAUGUCGAUGAGCCCCAAGCAUACGACUCCUUUCUCAGUUUCUGAUAUCUUGAGUCCCCUAGAGGAGAGUUACAAGAAAGUGAGCAUGGAGGGCAACAACUUGGGGGCUCCCCUGUCAGUUUACCGGCAGUCUCACGUCUCUCAGGCAUCCAUGCAGCAGCAGCACCAUAUGGGGCAUAACGGGACGGUGCCCGCCACCUACCACAUGGCAGCGGCGGGUGUACCUCAGCUUUCUCAUUCAUCCAUGGGGGGGUACUGUAACGGUAACCUGGGCACUCUGGGCAACAUGAGCGAGCUUCCGCCAUACCAGGAAACAAUGAGAAACAGUGCAUCAGCCACAGGAUGGUAUGGAGCCAAUCCUGAUCCGCGCUUUUCUUCAAUUUCCCGCUUCAUGGGCCCAUCCUCUGGAAUGAACAUGAGCGGUAUGGGAAGCCUGGGCUCUUUGGCAGACGUUGGCAAGGGCAUGGGACCUCUGCAGAGCACUCCAAGGAGAAAGCGCAGGGUGCUUUUCUCUCAAGCCCAAGUUUAUGAGCUUGAAAGACGAUUCAAGCAACAGAAAUACCUCUCGGCACCGGAAAGAGAACAUUUGGCCAGCAUGAUCCACCUCACUCCAACUCAGGUCAAAAUUUGGUUCCAGAACCAUCGGUACAAGAUGAAACGCCAAGCCAAAGACAAGGUGACCCAACAGCAAAUGCAACAGGAGGCCAGCUCUUGCCAACAACAGCAGCAGUCUCCAAGAAGAGUGGCCGUACCCGUUUUAGUGAAGGAUGGCAAGCCAUGCCAAGGAGGCACACAUACUCCAACAACAGGCGCCCAGAACCACCACCACCAGCAAACAACUAGCGCCACGAAUAAUUCAGGAAUUGGGCAACAUCAGCAGACUGGUAGCGCAUGCCAUUCACCAGAUUUAGGCCAUUCGUCUAGCCCUCCCUCCCUUCACAGCCAGGUCUCCAGUUUGUCUCACCUAAACUCUUCUGGUUCUGAUUAUGGCACCGCCAUGCAGUGCUCUGCUUUAUUAUAUGGUAGGACCUGGUGA
Molecule: messenger RNA, 1179 nt
Organism: Polyodon spathula (Mississippi paddlefish)
Lineage: Eukaryota; Metazoa; Chordata; Actinopteri; Acipenseriformes; Polyodontidae
Gene: nkx2-1
Product: NK2 homeobox 1
Exons: 2
Coding region: 145-1179 (344 amino acids)
Biological process (GO): regulation of transcription by RNA polymerase II; cell differentiation
Cellular component (GO): nucleus
Molecular function (GO): DNA-binding transcription factor activity, RNA polymerase II-specific; RNA polymerase II cis-regulatory region sequence-specific DNA binding
Source: RefSeq, a predicted model, not a curated record